Molecule: messenger RNA, 2951 nt
Organism: Sphaerodactylus townsendi
Lineage: Eukaryota; Metazoa; Chordata; Lepidosauria; Squamata; Sphaerodactylidae
Gene: PRPS1
Product: phosphoribosyl pyrophosphate synthetase 1
Exons: 7
Coding region: 224-1180 (318 amino acids)
Biological process (GO): ribonucleoside monophosphate biosynthetic process; 5-phosphoribose 1-diphosphate biosynthetic process; purine nucleotide biosynthetic process
Cellular component (GO): cytoplasm; ribose phosphate diphosphokinase complex
Molecular function (GO): ribose phosphate diphosphokinase activity; magnesium ion binding; ATP binding
Source: RefSeq, a predicted model, not a curated record
GGUGAUAAAAGGGGGCGCAGCUGGCGGGAAGCGCCAAGAUGGCGGCUUAGGCGCGGGUAUUCUUAUUGCACUGUUGUCCCCUCCCCCCCGUCCUUCCUCCGGAACCGCCAGUAGGGCGGAGGUGUGGCCGCCGCUGGAGCCCCAGACGGAGGCCAUCCCUGAGGAGCGGCGCAGGGAGGCAGCGGAGGCGGCGACAGUGACGUGCCCUGCCAUCGCCGCCAGGAUGCCCAACAUCAAGAUCUUCAGCGGCAGCUCCCACCAGGACCUCUCGCAGAAGAUCGCCGACCGCCUCGGCCUCGAACUCGGGAAGGUCGUCACCAAGAAGUUCAGCAACCAGGAGACAUGCGUGGAGAUUGGCGAGAGCGUGCGUGGCGAGGAUGUGUACAUCGUGCAGAGCGGCUGCGGCGAGAUCAACGACAACCUGAUGGAGCUGCUCAUCAUGAUCAACGCGUGCAAGAUCGCCUCGGCCAGCCGCGUCACUGCCGUCAUCCCUUGCUUUCCUUACGCCCGCCAGGACAAGAAGGACAAGAGCCGGGCCCCAAUCUCUGCCAAGCUGGUGGCAAAUAUGUUGUCGGUUGCUGGAGCAGACCACAUCAUCACUAUGGACCUGCAUGCCUCUCAAAUCCAGGGCUUCUUUGAUAUCCCCGUGGACAACCUGUACGCAGAGCCUGCCGUCUUGAAGUGGAUCAGAGAGAACAUUAUAGAGUGGAAGACCUGCACAAUCGUCUCACCUGAUGCUGGUGGAGCCAAAAGAGUGACUUCCAUAGCUGAUCGGCUGAAUGUGGACUUUGCCCUCAUUCACAAGGAGAGGAAGAAGGCAAAUGAGGUGGACCGCAUGGUUUUGGUGGGUGAUGUAAAAGACAGAGUGGCUAUCCUUGUGGAUGACAUGGCAGACACCUGUGGAACAAUCUGCCAUGCAGCAGACAAGCUGCUUUCUGCUGGAGCCACCAAAGUUUACGCCAUCCUGACUCACGGGAUCUUUUCUGGGCCAGCCAUUUCUCGCAUCAACAAUGCUUGCUUUGAGGCAGUCGUUGUCACAAACACAAUUCCCCAAGAGGACAAGAUGAAGCACUGCCCUAAAAUCCAGGUGAUCGACAUCUCCAUGAUUCUAGCCGAAGCCAUCAGGAGGACUCACAAUGGCGAAUCCGUCUCCUACCUCUUCAGCCAUGUUCCUUUAUAACAGUCGAUGCUGCUGCUGAUGUGGCCCUCUUUUCUUUUUCUUUUCUUUUUUUUGGAAAAAACCAAAAUGUGUUGAAUUUGUUUUAAGGUUCAGUAGAAGAUACUUUGCUUACCUGACUGCAGCUCUCCUCGGUUCUUCCUCUGCAUUUCCCAGAGCUUGACAGGGGAAAGAGGGGCAGAUCACGUCUAAGCUCUCUGACUGCCAUCCCUGGUCUCUUGAGAAACUAGCGAUAUCAAGAAAUUUUCACUCCGAGUAAAAGUGGAGCUGACUUUGCAGACCGCCUUGGGGGAUUGGGGUGGGGGAGACUUUUUUGCAUGUUUAGCUCCCUGGAUGGUUUGGUAUAGUUAGGUCAGGUAGCUGCUCCUUGACAGAAGGAAGCUCCCAGAAAGGGGGGGGGAGGAUGGGGAGGGGUUGGAACACAAGGGGACAUUUGGGGGCUUCCCUAUGCUAGUGCCAGCUGUAUCUGGGGCGUGGCUUUUUCUUGGGUCCUGCCCCUUCUAGUCUGCCUGUCUCUUGUCUCUCUUUCUCUUUGCCUUUGUGUCCAGUUCAUUUCAGAGCAGUCUACCUAGUUGGCCAGAUGCAGGUGUUCAUUUUCCCCCCCAAUGAAACAAAUGGAUGUGUUUUGUAUUUUGGGCUUCGAUUAGUAGCAUUCAGGUCUCAAGCCUGCCAUGCUGAAGGACACUGCUUUCCUUCUUGGGCCAGAGGACGGCGGUGCAGUUUCUGAUACCCUGGGGGAAGACCUCACCACACACUCCUCCCUCUCUCCCAGACGCUUCUCCUAGUGAGACCUUAGGCCCCGCUUUUAUUUAUUGGUGCCUCUUUGGCGUUCCUUUUUAAUUCUCAUUCGGUACUGUGCACCAGACAGUCCGCAGAUGACCCACUAACCCACAGGUGUCAAACUCGCGGCCCUCCAAAUGUUAUGGAUUACAGUUCCCAUCAUCCCCUGCCAGCAUGAUGCUGGCAGGGGAUGAUGGGAACUGUUGUCCAUAACAUCUGGAGGGCUGCAAGUUUGACACCUAUGCACUAACCUGUCACGUGAGAGAGCAGCAGCCUGGCUUGGUGAAAUCUGGCUUGAUUUAAAACGAAGAUGGCUGUAGCAAAGUCUCUGGCAUCUCAGCCAUGGCUGCUGUGAAGUCCUUCAUUUGUGAGGUAACAGCAGCUACCUUGAAAAGUCUCUGUCGGGCAGGGUGGGGGGGUGUCUGCUUUAGAUGUUGGGUAUUGUGCCUUCUUAAUACACUUCCUCUCUCAUGCCACAGGGCUUUGUCCUCUGGCAAUUCUAAACCCAUUUUUUCCCGAGCACAUGGCAGGAAGAUGUCUGGUGUCCCAUCUGUGUGGCAAGUCCAUGUGUGUGUGUGGUUGCUUCUUUGCCCUGUGUCCUUCAUGUCUCCUCUCCAGCUGCUGCCUCAAGUCCACCCUGGGCAGUCGCCCAGAGUGAGGCUUCAUAAAGCAGCAACGGGGGUCGGCAGCGUGUGUGUUCCUCCAGACUUCAAUGAAGGAAUUAAACUUUUAUUUAAAAAAACAAAUUUCUUGGCUUCUACUUCUCAAAUGCAGGGGCGGGGGAGUGGUUGGUCCCUUUUUGGAACCUGCUGUUAGAGGAUCUGAUAGUCUGGCAUGGCUGACAGAACUGGAUUAAAGCAACAAAACAGAAAGGAAAAGAAAAACUGUAAUCCAGAAAGAGGAAGUAAGCAUGAAUGUUGGCAACAAAGCUAAUACCAGAAUGAAUAAUUUAAGUGUUACUUCUGAUAAAAAUUAAGUUUUCUACCAUUUCUAA